This is a messenger RNA of Soboliphyme baturini, 1563 nucleotides long. NCBI's taxonomy places the organism in Eukaryota, Metazoa, Nematoda, Enoplea, Dioctophymatida, Soboliphymatidae. The record is from the annotation of a GenBank genome assembly.
AUGAUCGGCAGCAUUCCAUCAAUUAGAAGACAUGUAAAAAAUGUGGCCUGUAAUUAUUCGGACGCGCAAGUGAAAGUAAGAGCGAAUUCUUUUCCUUUCUUUUUUUCUGUUUUUUUAUAUUGCGAAUCAGCUACUUUUUUACCUUACUUGUCGUUUAAGGUGCGGGAGGCGACCAGCAACGAUCCAUGGGGGCCGUCCAGCAGCAUCAUGUCGGAAAUCGCGGACAUGACAUUCAAUACGAUGGCAUUUUCAGAGGUGAUGCAGAUGAUUUGGAAGCGUUUGAACGAUCACGGUAAAAACUGGAGACACGUGUACAAAAGUCUGGUGCUGCUUGACUAUUUAAUUAAAUUGGGCAGCGAAAAAGUGGCUCAACAGUGCCGCGAAAAUAUUUACGCCAUACAGACGCUGAAGGAUUUCCAGCACAUAGAAGAUAAUAAAGAUCAAGGUAUCAACGUUCGCGAAAAGGCCAAGCAACUGGUCGCCAUACUCAGAGACGAAGAACGACUGAAAACAGAGCGCAGCAAAGCUUUGUCCGCUCGUAAGCGGUUCACUCAGAAUGGAAUGGCUAUCAGCUCUGACGGAUCAUCUUACGCGCCCAGAGUGAUGGACAGACAUCGGAAAGAACUAGAAGAAUGUCGGCCUUCUUCUAUUGGCGAAGAAGAACUGCAGUUACAGAUAGCACUGGCUAUCAGCAAAGAGGAGGCACAAAAGGAAGAAGAAAUGAAGCGCGGCGACGAUGUCCGGCUGCGAAUGGCUCUGAACAAAAGUCGAACGGAAUACGCGCAUUCCAGUACCGAAAACGACGACUUUCAUCUGCCGGCUGCGUCCAAAACUAGUGCCCUGGAUGACCUUUUAUCAUUACAAUCGAAUAUCUCGCAGAGUAGCGCUGAACCGUCGCACAAGGCACAUGAGAAUUCGGACAUUUGGGGUGGCAGCGGCAGUCCGUUUCCUGACACAGGUCUGACGAAUGAUCCCUGGACUGCUGUCACUCCCACUCCUGCACAACCGCAGACAGACCCAUGGGGUGGUCACAACGGCCUCCCUCCUAUAACGCAGCUUCACUCGACGCAGACUGAUAUUUCUACUAAUGGUGAGAAGACGGACAGUAGCGAUGUGCAGGCGUCUCAAUCUGCUCGCUUAGGAAGCGCCGUAUCUGGAGGUCUUCAGCCAGUCACUGAUCCAUGGCUCAACGAUGGUAUAUCCGCUGCGACUACCAACGAAAGUUCCACGCGAAGAAUGAAGACGCCUGAAACCUUCCUUGGUGAAAAUUCGUCUCUGGUGAAUUUGGACAACUUGGUCGGGCCUUCGAAGCCAAUUAUUCCUGGGAUGCCGCCGCAAUUUGCAACCGGUCGCGGCAACCCAUUCUUGACCGACAACGGCAAGAACCCAUUUGUCUCGCAGCAACGACCGAGUCCGACGUUGAACGAGAUGAAGGCGGCUGCCGUCGCCGGUACCACGACGACGGCGACUUGGCGAAGUUCGCAGAGCGACGUACGCAGUGCCUGGGAUUUGCAGCAGCCGUUACAGCCUCAACGGCCGGCAUCUACCAACCCAUUUCUUUAG